This is a messenger RNA of Hypanus sabinus (Atlantic stingray), 4296 nucleotides long. RefSeq names its product guanylate-binding protein 1-like. The record is from RefSeq and is a predicted model, not a curated record. NCBI's taxonomy places the organism in Eukaryota, Metazoa, Chordata, Chondrichthyes, Myliobatiformes, Dasyatidae. Bases 158 to 1966 code for a protein of 602 amino acids. The transcript is spliced from 10 exons. Gene Ontology annotation, molecular function: GTP binding; GTPase activity.
CAGCACAACACGGAAGUGUCGGGAGAGAGAAUAUCAUCAGUAAAUCCCCCUUUCGGUUGACUCUCGACGCUCGGUUCCGACGGAGCGAAGCUGCCGGCAAGAGAGCGAGUUGUCUUAAUGUUCUAAAUAUUCAGAUAUUUUGGGAAAGGACUGUCUGAUGUCAGUAACUGGAGCCGCUGCUGCCACCAAUCAGAAGAUGGAGAAACCCUUGCAACUAGUUUAUAACAAGGAUGAGAAGAUGCAACUUAACCCAGAGGCUCUGAAGGUCCUCCAGUCCAUCAAGGAUCCAAUGGUUGUUGUGGCCGUGGUUGGUGCUGCUCGUACAGGGAAGUCCUACCUCAUGAACUGUCUGGCGGGAGACAAGAAGGGAUUCUCAGUAGUUUCAACCAUGCAGGCUCACACCAAAGGAAUCUGGAUGUGGUGUCGAUCCCUCCCUCAGAGACCCAAUGAGGUCCUCCUGUUGUUGGACACUGAAGGUUUGGGGGAUCCUGAGAAGGGAGACAACCAGAAUGACAACUCUAUCUAUUUAUUGACUAUCCUUCUGAGCAGCAUCCUCAUUUACAAUGGUCAAAGAAAGAUAGACCAGCAAUCCCUGCAAGACCUACAUUUUGUGACUGAACUGUCCAAGCGGAUCCAGAUGAAGUCCCAGCCUGAUGUCCAUGACAGUUGGGACUUUGUCCGUUUCUUCCCUGAAUUUGUCUGGGUGAUCCGUGAUUUGACAUUGGAUAUGAACGUUGAUGGCAAAGAUGUGACUCCGAAUGAGUACCUGGAGCACAUUCUGAAACUGAAGGACUGUGAGAUCAGUGAGCAAGACAAGAAAUAUAAUGAACUCCGCAGGUGUAUCCGCGAUCAUUUUCCCUCACGUUGCUGCUUUGCAUUGCCCAUUCCCACAUCCCGGAAGAAACUCAAGAAGCUCCAGGAAUUGGAGGACAAGGAUCUGGAUGAGGAUUUUGUUACGGAGCGGCAGAACCUCAUCAAUUACAUUCACACCCACAAGAAAGUCAAGAGAGUUGUUGGGGGUCAGCUGGUCACAGGCAGGAGAUUUGUUGAAUUGACCAAGGCAUACAUGGACAUGAUGGCAGAUGGGGGUGUACCAUGUGUGGAGAGCUGUGUAGCCAUAUUUGCGGAGUUGGAAAACCAAGCAGCAGUAGAUGAAGCCCUGAAAUUCUAUGAAGAUGAAAUGAACAAAUUCUCAGAGGCUGAUGAUCUUACUAUGAGCCAAUUGCUAGACCUUUAUAAUGAGAAGAGCAUGGAAGCAUUUGAUAUCUUCCAGAAAAGAAUUAUGAACAGCAACAGUGAUAAAUUCAGCAAACAGCUGAAGGAGAAGAUGAAAACCUUUUACAUAACACUCAGGGACAAGAUCAAGGAAAAGUCAGAAAAGCGAUGUGAGAAACAUUUAAGAGAAGAAACGUCAUCAAUUAAAGCAAAUAUGGCAUCUGGACAUUACUGGAGAUUUGGUGGUUACCAGGAGCUGAAGGAUGAUCUUGAUAAAGCCAUCAAGGAGUAUGAAAAAAAGACCAAGAAUGAGAUGGAGGGGGAUGCUGUCCUUGUCCGUUUCCUGGAAGAGAGAAACCGUUGGCAAGACCAGAUACAUUAUAUGGACGGAAAACUGAUGCAGCAACGAAUGCAUGUCUCUGAAUUGGAAAAGGAGCUGUCAAGGCUUAAACAGGAGAUGGUGAAGAAGGAGCAGCAGAGGAUGGUGGCUGAAGAACACAGGAAUCAGGAGAUCAUGAGGAAGAUCAGGAAAAAGUGUGAGGAGUGUACAAAAUGCAGUGUGGAGGAGCUGAAGGAAGCGAUGGAGCAUAUGAGGAGUGAAAAGGUGAAAUAUGAAGAUGAGGGCAGGAUGGAGGAUGCGGAAAGGGCUCACCAGAGGUACGAGUACCUGAAGAAGAAAUAUGAAGAGGCAAAUGAAUCGGGUUUCAUAAAAUUCUUCAAGAAAUUUCUGGGAUUUUCGUCACGCUCGUAACUCUGGUGGACGCUGUGGUAAAAUUGUUUGUAUCCAAAGUAGAGAAGUAGUCAAAAAGAUGCGUACAUUAAGAAAUGUGUCCCCAGCACCAAUCCUGUGAUAUCCCAAACAGCUUCCAACCCCCUCACCCAAUCUGAUCAAUGAACCAUACCCCAAAUAUUGUCCACCCAACACAUUUCACAUCCAAUCCCCAGCCUGAUUCGGUUGCACAUACUGGAAAAUUUAAAGUGAGGUCAGGAAUUUUCUCCCAGUUUAUCCAUAGAUUCUAGCUAAUUUAUCUCAGAACCCCAGUGACAUGAAUGAGAUUAUCAUUUCCCCAUGACCCACUGUAAUAUGUCCCAUUCACUAUAACCCAACAGCCCAUGUGCACUCUCCCCAAUCACAGAAUGUCCCCAUCUAUAAAAUCCCCUACCACAGCCCAUGGACAGUCUCUCCCUUACUCACUAAUCCCCUCUCACAACCGACAGACACUCCCUCAUCACUGAUUGUCCCCAUCCACUGAAACCCUUCCCACAUUUCACCUCUCCCCAAUCACUAACUCCACCACCCUCUGAACAGAUUCCCACAGCUCAUGGACACUCUCUGCAAUAAUCAACUCCCCACCCAAAGAAACUCCUUGCACAGUCCACGUACACUCCACAUACAGCUAAUGGACACACUCUCCAAUAACCGCUCUCCUCAACCAUUAAACCCACCCCACACCAACUCCCUGACCUACUGAAACCCCUCAGACAGCCCACAGACACUCUUCUCAAUUAUUCACUCUCCCCACCAACUAAGUCCCCUCCUACAGGCCAUAGACACUCUCCCCCAUCACCAGCAUAACCCCAUCUUCUGAAUUCUCUCCUGCAGCCCAGAGACCCUCUAUCUACCCUACGAAUCCCCUCCCACAGCCCACAGACUUUCUCCCCCAUCACAGAAUCCCCUCCCACAGCCCAUUGACAGUCUCUCCAACUAACUAAAUUCCCUCCCACAGCCCGUGGACAUUUUCCCCCCAUCACCGACUCUCUCCCCGCCCUAUCAUCCACUGAAUCCUCUGUAUUUGAUACAGUGCAUGAGAAACACACUCCACAAUAAUUUUACCUGACAACUUUUCUUCAUUAAUCAUGAUUAGUUCAAACACAUCAAAGCUUUGGUAUGUAGAUUCAAACAAUUCUGGUUACUUUUUAGUCUCACAACCUCCACUUGUGUUCAUACAUUGUUGGUAUUUAAAUGCAGUGAGUUUGUCUCUGAGUCAGGGUUGAGGACAUUUCUUCAGCAGAUGUUGGACUCUGGAGUUAUCUCUGCCAAAUAUCUUCUGACACUCCAUUUUAUGCAUUCCUGCAUAGAGGUUCCAGACACUGCUUAGUUAUUCAUAGCUAAGUAUAAAGCUAAAUGUCCAUGUGUUUUUUACAAUCAACUCAUACACCUGUCCACACUGUCCAACAAUGUUCUGAACUAUCAAUUAUAAGGAGCUCUGUUUAUCCUUGGCCAAUUCAUCAAACUCUCCCUGGUGCACCGAGUUAGCUCCCACAACCUUCUUAUAUGCUAGCUCAGUGUUCUGGGUCAGCGGUCAGCUCUAUUCAACACUGACCCUGUGUUGAUAAUGUCCCGGUCCUGCACUCGGCUAUGUGUUCUGUGGAUCUCUCUCUCACUAGCAGAGUUUCCUCCCAGAGCCUGAUGGGGAACUUGUCGUCUCCCUCUGGCUGCUACACUCCCACCAUCAAUCCAUGAUCAGUGUGACUACUGGAUCAAACUAAUUAUCCAAGCAAUAAAUCUGACUGCCAGCAAUGAACAAUUAGAAGCUGUAAUGUGAGAACGGAUGAACAUUCAGCAGAGAAAUAUGAGACUGUAGGUGCUGGUAUCUAGAACAGCAACAGGAAGAUGGAAGGAUCUUCAGUGUGUCAAGCAUCAUCUGUUGGUGGCAAUGGGGCAGAAGGAAUUGUUGACAUUGGGUCAAGGUCAUGUAUUAGAACUGAUAGAGCUAUCCUCAGCACAGAGUCUCGACCCAAGCUAUCAACUACUCCUUUCCUACCACAGAUACUGUUUGAUCCACAGAGUUCCUCCAGCAGGUUAUUGCUUUAUAUAAGUUAAGUGAUUAAUCUUGGCUAAUAGAUUUGUUAAGUAACAUAGAUGCUACAUUUUAACACAUAGCUUUAUUAACACAUCAGUUAUCUUUCCAAUUAACUGAAUCAAAGUAGCUGCAAUAAUCAGAUUCAGGAUAUAUAUGUGUUGAUGAACUUAGAUAUCAGAAGUGUGGAUUUAAAAUACUAGCAGUUUGUAUAUGCUGAUAAAUCUGUGAAACUUCAAUAAAGGUUUGGUGUGAAGCAGAAAGUUGUUCUCUAUUGCAU